AUGACGACCAUGAUGCAGGAGAGAUUUGUUGGUCACAUCAAGGCUCAUCAUGUUCGCCCGGCUUCUCUUAUUCACGGCCCUGCUUGCUGUGCCUCUGGCUUACUUCCUAUCGAUGAGGUUGGCCCAGCAGUUAUUGCGCUCGACAGUUGGUUCCGGCCAGCUAUAGAUACCACGCGCAAAAGGAAUAGGCAACAUGCCUUCAUCACGCCGAACACUCUUGUAGACCAUUUCUUGGGUAUCCAGCCACUCUGGACCAGGUUCUGGAAAUACCCUGCCCCAUCGUCAGGAUUUCACUUUCCAGUUCCUUUGCUCAACCUUCCAGAGAACAUGUACAUGAAUAUUCGCUAUAUCUACAGCGCAAUGUUUACGCCAGAUGCGUCAGAAACAAAAGCUCGACUUCAAGAAAUUGGGCUGGGAGAACCAAUGAAUUUAUUUGGAAUACAUCGACCGGGCGUUCCAUGGAUUACUCAAAACACACCAGGCGCCAUGAUCCCAGUAGAAGUUCUUCCGCCGAACGUCACCUGUGCUGGACCCAUCAUCUUAUCAGGGGCACAAGCUGAUCAACAGGAUCCCGAAACUGCAGCUUGGCUCAAGAAGGCUCCUACAGUUCUCAUCAACCUUGGUAGUAAUCUUGCUUAUGAUGAAAGCCGUGCUGAAGUUAUGUCAAUCGCUAUAACGGAGUUACUAUCCACCACCGAUUACCAGGUCUUGUGGAAGUUCAACAAGCUAGGAAACUUCUCCAGUGAUUUCUUGGUGCACUUGAAGCCCUACCUCGACAGCGAGCGGCUGAAAAUGCCAAGUUGGCUUAUGGCAGACCCCUCGUCACUUCUCGAUACUGGCAACAUUGUCACUUUGGUGCAUCACGGUGGUUCGAACUGCUAUCAUGAAGCCAUUGCAUCCGGUGUUACGCAAGUUAUACUCCCCUUAUGGGCAGAUCUCUACAACUAUGCUGCUCUAGCUGAGACAAGUGGUAUUGGGGUUUGGGGUUGCAAGGGUACAACGCCCGACUGGACGAGUGAGUGCUUGGUAGAUGCUUUCAUAAAAGGGAUAGAUGGUUGUGGUGAGAGCCGUUUGCAGCGACGAGCAAAGUGGCUGGGCGGUAGAAUAAAAGCAGGGAAUAAGGGGCGUGAUGUAGCAGCUGAUGAGAUUGUCAAAUUGGCAUACGUGAGAUGA
Molecule: messenger RNA, 1173 nt
Organism: Fusarium redolens
Lineage: Eukaryota; Fungi; Ascomycota; Sordariomycetes; Hypocreales; Nectriaceae
Exons: 5
Coding region: 1-1173 (390 amino acids)
Molecular function (GO): UDP-glycosyltransferase activity
Source: RefSeq, a predicted model, not a curated record